Molecule: messenger RNA, 989 nt
Organism: Aspergillus neoniger CBS 115656
Lineage: Eukaryota; Fungi; Ascomycota; Eurotiomycetes; Eurotiales; Aspergillaceae
Exons: 1
Coding region: 298-816 (172 amino acids)
Source: RefSeq, a predicted model, not a curated record
CCAGUAAGUCGAAGUAACCUUAAGUCCCCAUAGUUGGAUGGAGUGCAUGCUGACUGGCUUGAUCCCUCGUCGCUCAGUCCACCAAUGGUCGCAUCUUCUCACACCCCGUCCGCUGUCGAUCAUCACGACAUUUUGCGGGGUACCGAUCCCUGGCCCUUCACCAUGUGCGACAUAUCGAGAUCUCAAAGUACCCCAGCUGUCUCAUCUAGAUGUCGGAGAUUCUGGCGGAAAGUAGGGCCAAAGAAUCAGCAAUACAAAAAGCAAUUAUAGAUCUGCUCUGCGACCUAACUUUCACCGAUGUUCAAACUCAGUCUCUACUUUCCGAUUUGGAGAGCGCGAGCCGUGUCGUCACAGAUGGCUAGCACGUCAUCCGCAUCAGCUGUUGCCCAUCCGGAACCAACCAUCUUCGCAGAGUCGCAGACAUCAGAGCUUGACGUCCGGACUUGGCCGCCCUCCCCUCCGCUAGGGCUCCAGUCGAGCGCCCCCGGGCGGGGUUUAUUGCCUGAUGACCACUUUCAUCGAUAUGUCAAUAUAAAGGAUCUUCGCACGGACGUCGCAUACCUGCCAUCUGAUUGCACAAAAGCAAGGGGCCUAGCUGCAGGCGCCACAGCUGACGGGAUAGUCCAUUACUUGUUAUAUCCCGCGGGAGCUUAUAGUUGCCGUGUAGCACGCGCAAGCGCGAAUCACGCAACAACAGGGGUCUGCCAGCUGAGCCACCGAGAUUUUGGCCUGAUCAUCUUAAAUAUCAGUGCUGGCACUGACAGGUCAUUUGGCUCUGUCCCCCUUACUUUCCAAAUCGGCUCUUACUGCUCCUAAACCGCACCGAAAUCGGUUGCUUUGAGGACCAGUCUUUCUCACAAUGGGUCGGAAAUUGGGCCUCUUCCGGGCUAUCUAUCUGGUGUCUGCUAGUUGCAUGGGCUCUUUCGCCUUUGCAUUCGACACUGGUGUUAUUAGUACGCUACACUCCAUGGUUAUUCGUUAUAUACAAC